Colossoma macropomum (tambaqui) is the source of this 955-nucleotide messenger RNA. RefSeq names its product interferon gamma related (gene ifng1r). Bases 165 to 782 code for a protein of 205 amino acids. Lineage: Eukaryota; Metazoa; Chordata; Actinopteri; Characiformes; Serrasalmidae. The transcript has 3 exons. Gene Ontology annotation, molecular function: type II interferon receptor binding. Gene Ontology annotation, biological process: immune response. The record is from RefSeq and is a predicted model, not a curated record. Gene Ontology annotation, cellular component: extracellular region.
AAUCUCCUUCAUAGAUGAGGAGCCCACAGAAACCGCAAAACCCAAAGCACAUCCCUUAACGCCCUCUCAGGUUGCAUUCUAUAUAAACCCCUCGACCCAUUCUUGAACACAUCAUUCACUUGCUCAGAGUUUCGCUGUUCUCAGGUUGGAGCAAAGUGUUUUUGAUGAGAAAACCCUCCGGAUUUUCGUACUGCACUGAAAGAAACAAAGCAAUAAGGAUGGAUUCUUGGUUCAGCCUGGUGCUAAUGUGCGGUCUUGUCAUCAUUGAGUCACUGAAUGGAGCUGCUGGGAAUGUGAUUCCUCAUAAUGUUCCUCACAACCCUCUUCAGAACCUGAAAAAAGCGGUGCACACUGUGCAAAAGUAUUAUGACUUAAAAAACAAGGAAUGGAUGGGACGUGCCGUGUUCGCUCCCUACUUGGGCAAGACAGAGGUAAGUUUGACAAUCUUGCUGACAGUUGAACAAUCUCAGGAACGACAAAGUAUCGCGCUAAUCAUGUUGUGCUGUUUCAAGACUUGCACUUGCGAGAAGCUGGUGCUCGCGGCCAUGUUGAACUCCUACGUGGAAAUCUUUUCGGACAUGAUGAAGAAGUCCAAGGAGAUUGAGGCUAGCCUGAAGGGAAUGCAGGCAAACGUGACGCACCUGCAGGAAAGCAAAUACAGCAAAGAGCAGCACGUGUUGACACAACUUCAGGAGAUUAAGCACAAAAAUGUGAAUGACAUGACAAUCCAGGGUGGAGCGGUGAAUGACUUUCUCUCUGUGUAUGACAUGGCGUCACAUUAGGAGAAUUUUUUAGCACAGAGAGAAAUCAAACUCAGUUUCAUGUGUUCUCAAAACAUUACUUUAGUGCCUAUUUGUUUUGCUAUUUAUCAAUCUUUUGUGCCUUUUUUGCUAUCUUAUUUAUCAAACCUUUAAAUAUAACUAAGAUGUAAUGUAAUGUAUUUAUUUAUCAUAAA